AGCUACCCUAGCUGGAGCCAGGAGUACCCGCUGCCCCUGUUCUAAAAGAAGUGGACGGAGGAGACCCACAGCUGUCCUCCUUGUUGUAGUCGCUAAUCGGGUGCGACCGCGAACGCCAUGGCUUCCGACGGCAUGGAUGAACGUUCUCCGUUGUUGUCAGCCCCCAAUUCGGGGAAUGUCACACCCACAGCACCGCCGUACCUGCAGGAUAGCAGUCCAAGAGCUGAGCUACCUCCUCCCUACACAGCCAUAGCGAGUCCCGAUGCAGGGGGAGUGCCGGUCAUUAACUGCCGCGUCUGUCAGUCGCUCAUUAACCUGGACGGCAAGCUUCAUCAGCAUGUGGUCAAGUGCACUGUCUGCAACGAGGCCACGCCCAUCAAAAACCCUCCAACUGGAAAGAAGUACGUGAGAUGUCCCUGCAACUGCCUGCUUAUCUGUAAAGACACGUCAAGAAGAAUAGGGUGCCCCCGGCCCAACUGUAGACGCAUCAUCAACUUGAGCCCAGUGAUGGUGAUCCCGGAGGAGCAGCCGGCGCAGCCUGCCUUACCCGUGCAGCCCGAAGGCAUGCGUGUGGUGUGUGGUCACUGCGGCAACACGUUCCUGGGCAGUGACGACGCCCCGGCAUCCCAGCAUGCAUCUGACCUCCCUGCAGAGGGCUCCUCCUCUUCCUCCAAGAGCUCUCAGUGGAUGGAGCUGCGCUUCAACACUUUAGCCAAGUGCCCACACUGCAAAAAAAUAUCCUCUGUGGGCAGUGCCCUUCCUCGGAGGCGCUGCUGUGCCUACAUCACAGUGGGCAUGAUCUGUGUCUUUAUUGGCGUCGGACUGACGGUGGGGACUCAGGAAUUCGCCAGUCGCUACCAUGCUACCUAUGUUUCUUGGGCCUUCGCUUAUCUUUUGGGUCUGAUCUGCCUCAUCAGAGCCUGCUACUGGGGUGCCAUCAAAGUCAGCUAUCCCGAGAACACCUUUGCAUAGACCGGGAGCCAUCCGAAGACCCCACUGUUUAAGUUGUCAGUCUGGUCGGACAUGCGCAGGUAUAUGAACUCACAUUGUCAGUCCAGGUAACACGGAGUCAUGAAUGAUCCACUUCAGGUUCUUUACAGUAGAGCAAUCUGAAAAUAAUCUGAAAAUUGUCCUCAGUGUUAAUUACUUAAAGAAUAACUUGUGAAAUUGAUUGUAGUCUUAAAAAAAAAACAAUGAUCCAUUGAUUACAUACGUAUUGAAGUGUCUGAAUCACCUGUAAUAUUAAUUUGGAGCUGCAGCGCCAUCUGGAUUUGGCCCGCCUGGACCUAAAGACCCCUGCCCAACGGACUCGUACACAUUCUAAGAACUCCGUUUUUGUUACUGACCAGACCAAAUGAGGCUCUCUUUAUUAUCAAAUUGCCCAUUGCACUACAAUUUUAUGCAAUUCUUUUGUUCAGUUGCUGCUAGGUGAAACAGCUACGGAAAGCUGAAAAGUCCUUAUGUAUUGUGAUUGAUUAUCCAAUGCUUACGACCGCGGUACAUUAAAAGAGAAAAAAGGUAUUGUAAAUGUCCCCAAGGUAUUUUAAAAGUCAUUCAAUAACUGACUGUGUAAGUGUUUUUGUGCCAAUUUCGCCAACAAAAUGUCCGUUCUGAGCAGAUCCUUGCAGGGAGACUGUUCAUUUUAAAAAGUGACAUGCCAUACAUAGGCUUACUUUUUUGCAUUCACUGUGAGUCGAGUUAUUUGUUUUCAUGAACUUCAUAAUGGCAAGUUCUCUUGUAUUUACACCUCAUGAUUCUAUCUGCCUUCAUUACUGACAGUAUUAAAAAAAUUAUGCUGCAUAGAAUGAUCAUGAUUGCAUGAUUAUUAUUUUUUUUAAUUUUUUUUUUUUUAAAGUACACAUGUAUAAACACCAGUGUUAUUUUAAUUGUUUCCUUUUAGGCACUGAAAUGGUACCACUGCUGUCAUAUGUCCCUGCUGUGUGUAGACAGUAAAAAGCCUCCCCGCUUCUUGCCUGUUUCCUAAAUCCAGUUGAAACCUUGCUAGCUAGACGCAGAGUAGAUCAGCGUUCUGUUGAGAUCAACGGGCACAACAACUGUAUCUAAUCUUGUUCUGAAUGUGAUGAACUGAAGCUCUUUGUACAUAGUUAUUUCAGCACAUUGAAACUGUAGCUUGAGUUGAAAUACUGCUUGGGUCUUUUUGAAAAUGAUAAUUUACCAAUAAAAUUAGAAAAUAACUUG
Molecule: messenger RNA, 2199 nt
Organism: Sardina pilchardus (European sardine)
Lineage: Eukaryota; Metazoa; Chordata; Actinopteri; Clupeiformes; Clupeidae
Gene: pip4p2
Product: phosphatidylinositol-4,5-bisphosphate 4-phosphatase 2
Exons: 8
Coding region: 118-972 (284 amino acids)
Biological process (GO): phosphatidylinositol dephosphorylation
Cellular component (GO): late endosome membrane; lysosomal membrane; plasma membrane
Molecular function (GO): phosphatidylinositol-4,5-bisphosphate 4-phosphatase activity
Source: RefSeq, a predicted model, not a curated record